AUGACCACCAGUAGUGAAGUUCAUGGGUACUCGCUGUCGGCCGCCUCGUUGCGUGGGGAACGUGUCGUCGUGUUUGGUGUCGUGAAGAAUAUUAUUCUUGCCAUCAACGACGGUACGGACGAGCAUGCAUUUGUUGUGAAUGAUGAUCAAGUAGUGCGCGAUGUUGCACUCCUGGAGACUCCAGGAGGUGCCUGUUGCGUUGUGUCUGGUGGUGAUGGCAAGCGUAUCAACGUGUACAAUGUGCCCUCCGUGCAGGGGACGAAAGAUCAGUCGAUCCAACAUAAUGGAACUCAUACGGGCACAUUGGCGUUAGCGUUUAGCUUCGGACCACACUCUAAGCGCAUCACACACGUCGCAACCUCUGAUGACGCCACUAUAUUGUUUGCGGAUAAAUUCGGGGAAGUGUUUCGCCUCGGGUUUCUGUGGGGACCCAAUCAGAAUAUUAUGGCGGCGGGUGGUGAAGUGGCGCCCGUUUUUCUUUUGCAGCAUUUCAGUGUGAUGAGCACCUUUUUCCUCUCUGCGCCUCUUCGCCAGCCGAAGUGUGGCCAAGACUCUUUACAGACAGCAAGUACGAGGGCUGGGCUUGCCGCGUCCCGCAGGCUCUUUACUUUCGACAAAGACCGCCAUGCGAGAGUCAGCUGCUACCCUGAGACGUUUCGUAUUCAGCAGUAUCUCUGGACGGAUGCCCCGCAAUCUGUGGUGACCUCCAUCACGGAAAUACCAGACACCGCAGAGUCAGGCCGCUACUCCUACUUUGUGGUUGGCUGCCACAACGGCACGGUACACUUGUGGGUUGCAGAUAACAUGGCGCCAAGCGAGUGCAUAGCAGAUCCUUUUACUCUUAUUGGCUCCAUCGUUGCGCAGAAAAGUGUCCCUAAGGGAGAUGAGGAGGUCUCUGCGGUGGUGUCUGUGGUGUGUCUUACUUCAUCGUCCCCUGGGUCUGACAGUCGUGUGGACGAGAGUCACUCGCGAGGCAUUCUCAUUACGUGUGCAAAUACAAUGGACGUCAUCUUUGUACCUCUACGCAAAAGCGACGACAACCACAAACUGUUGUUUUGCGCCGAUGGUGCUACCCGAACUCGCUUGGAAUCCUUUCCCGUUGCAAUGGUUGGAUACAGCACCGAUUCCGCCCUUGUACUGCAGCGAAGUGGCCGCGUGCAGGUUCUGCAGCUUACCCACGGGGAUGGGCCGGUGGUCGCCCAUCUCGCAGAGGCACAACACGCGCCACUCGAGAAAGCGAUCGGGGGUCUCCUUCAGGGUCCUCUGCGCACACUGCUGAGCGAGAUGGAUUUGUUCGCGCAGUGGAAUUACGAUGCGGUGGACCCACGAGCGCGCAAGAAGAACACGAGAGCGUCGUCGGAGGACUGUGACGAGGAGGGCGAGGCGGAGGAGUGUGAGACUGCAAUGGCAACGCAGUCUGGCAGCAGCAGCAGCAAGAAGACCCGUACGGAGCACAGUGGUGUUGUGUAA
This is a messenger RNA of Trypanosoma grayi, 1470 nucleotides long. RefSeq lists its product as hypothetical. The transcript has a single exon. Gene Ontology annotation, molecular function: protein binding; tRNA (guanine(46)-N7)-methyltransferase activity. The record is from RefSeq and is a predicted model, not a curated record. Lineage: Eukaryota; Euglenozoa; Kinetoplastea; Trypanosomatida; Trypanosomatidae. Gene Ontology annotation, cellular component: tRNA methyltransferase complex; nucleus; cytosol. Bases 1 to 1470 code for a protein of 489 amino acids. Gene Ontology annotation, biological process: RNA (guanine-N7)-methylation.